AUGAGGAAAUGGUCGUUUGUGGUCAUUACGGGUACGCACGCAAAAAAUGCGUACCAAGGCAAGCCCAAAAUUCUACAACAGUUGUUCAAAAGCGAGCUAUCCAAGGUCGGAAUGAAAUACACAGAGCCGGUAGAUCUAAGCGACGAUCGAUAUGUUAGUGUCCAAACUAUAGAAGACACCGACAAGAUUUUUCAGGUUGCUAGAAAGUAUGGUUUAAGCUGGCUCUUUAUCAUCUUGCCAAAACGUAUGCCAGCACCAAUGUAUAACUCUAUCAAGAGGCUCGGUGAUCUUCGCUACGGCAUUGCAACAAGCUGUGUCGACGGUAAUAAGCUUAGUGCGCAGGCGAAUCCCGCUCAAUACUUAGCCAACAUUUCCAUGAAGCUCAAUUUAAAGCUUGGUGGAAACAAUCAGCUUCUAAAAUUUAAUGAGCUAACCUCACUCAACUUCAGCGAGACUAUGGUUGUGGGCAUUGAUGUCACCCACCCGUCCCCUUCAUCCGGCAAGAAUACCCCAAGCAUCGCUGCAGUUGUUGCAACUAUCAACUCCUCUCUUGGACAAUGGCCGGCUGUGAUCCGACGGCAAGCGAAGGCACGCCAGGAGAUGGUAUCAGAGCUUGCGGAUAUGCUUUACUCACGACUAUUUAUAUGGAAAAAGAACAAUCCAGCCUACCCGAAGAACAUUCUGGUUUAUCGCGAUGGUGUAUCUGAAGGCCAGUACGAGAUAGUACUCAAUCAAGAGCUACCUCUUCUGCGUGAGGCCUGUACUCGCAUCCCCAUCUAUCAGAAAAAUCCGCCGCGGCUUACCGUGGUCAUUGUUGGGAAGCGUCACCAUACGCGAUUCUACACACCUGGUACUAAACAAUCCAACCCUUUGCCUGGAACUAUUGUCGACCGGGGCGUGACGGAGGCCCGGUACUGGGAUUUCUAUCUUCAACCCCACGACGCGAUAAAGGGGACCGCACGCCCGAUACACUACUUUGUUCUACACGACGAGAUAUUCCGAACUCUUAGCAAACCAGUUAGCGAGCUAGAGGCCGUAACACAAGGGCUCUGCUAUGUGUUCGGUCGUGCCACGAAACCGGUUAGUGUUUGCACUCCUGCCUAUUAUGCCGAUAUAGCAUGUGAGCGGGCUCGUUGCUAUCUCGACCAUCUAUUCGAUGACCCUGGUCAAUGGAAAGCACACGAACUCGAGAAAUCUAAGGAUGUUCAGGAACCUAACCUGGAGAAAGUCCCUGCCGAGGAUGGGAUAAAACUUCAUCCUAAUAUCAGAGAUACUAUGUUUUACAUCUGA
Daldinia childiae is the source of this 1290-nucleotide messenger RNA. RefSeq names its product Protein argonaute 2. Gene Ontology annotation, molecular function: nucleic acid binding. Lineage: Eukaryota; Fungi; Ascomycota; Sordariomycetes; Xylariales; Hypoxylaceae. The transcript has a single exon. The coding region runs from base 1 to 1290 and encodes 429 amino acids. The record is from RefSeq and is a predicted model, not a curated record.